AUGCAUCACAAUGUCUUCCCUGUGCUUCCCCCUCCUCGGCGCAGCGAGCAGUGGCUACAGGGAACUCCACGACCUGUGGAGAUGGUGGGUGGUGGACAGUGGAGGCGCAGUAAUGUGCAGGAAAAGCAUCCCCAGAAUCCUUUGGCUGCUGCCAAAGUUAACAUACAUCAGGGGAUUCUGUAUCAAAGUUUCCAAUAUUUGGCUCCACAAACACAAUAG
Messenger RNA from Xyrichtys novacula (pearly razorfish), 219 nucleotides. NCBI's taxonomy places the organism in Eukaryota, Metazoa, Chordata, Actinopteri, Labriformes, Labridae. The record is from the annotation of a GenBank genome assembly.